AUGACUGUCUACAUCGUGGGGGCUGCCGUGAUAUUCUUCCCGCGCCUCAUCUUGACACGGCACUUUUGGACCGAUGCGCAACGUUCUGAAUUCUUCGCCAGUGAAGUCCAGAAGUCGCAGAAGGCCGCUCAGCAGAUCUUGGGUGAUCUGAAAACGAUUGAAAAUGUGGCUCUGCCUGCGCUGAAAGAACUCGACAACACGAAAACGGCGGAUCUCGCCAGGCUGCAUGGUUUGAUCCCGUUGCCGCUGCCCGGCCUGAAGCGACGACUGGAAACACGUGCAGAGGCAUUGCGACGUCUCGAUCAUGUGCUCAACUUCUCAUCCCUGACUAAUCGGCAAAUUGUUUUUCAUUGCUACAUACGGAGGAUCGACUUUAGCGGAAUGUCGAACGCUCAAAUGAUCGAUGCUUUAACCGAAUGGUCUCAGCGCACGCGCCGCCUAUCCGACUCUUCAUACCUCGUCGCUCCACUGCUCUUCAAAUCCGGGCGUAAUUUA
Messenger RNA from Mesorhabditis spiculigera, 495 nucleotides. The record is from the annotation of a GenBank genome assembly. NCBI's taxonomy places the organism in Eukaryota, Metazoa, Nematoda, Chromadorea, Rhabditida, Rhabditidae.